AUGUCGAAUGUUACGGACUCGGGUUCUCCUCUCUACAUUCAUCCGUCGGACACCCCAGGUUCAACUCUGAUUCCAGAACAACUUACUGGAACAGAAAAUUAUGGGAUAUGGAGUCGUGCGAUGACAAUCUCUCUAAGGGCGAAGAACAAAUUGGGCUUUGUUGACGGAUCUUGUGAGAAGUCAAAAUUCAAUGAGUCUUUGCAUGUACAAUGGGAACGCUGUGGUUUUCAACAAUCCCCAUCGGAUCACUCCUUCUUUUUUAAGAAACAUAAUGGGCACAUUGUUAUCUUACUUGUGUAUGUUGAUGACUUGGUCCUCACUGGCAGUGACAGUUCCCUAAUUCAAGCUACUAAGGAUCUCUUACAUUCUCAUUUCAAGCUAAAGGACUUAGUCUCUCUUAGAUAUUUUUUAGGUUUUGAAGUUGCUCGAUCCUCCAAAGGUAUAAGUCUAUGUCAAAGGAAAUAUGCUUUGGAAUUGAUAGCUGAUUUAGGAUUAGCUGCUGCCAAACCAGCUUUGGUUCCUCUUGAUCCUCAUCUAAACUUCACCAAUGUUGAGUAUGAUGUGGCCUUUCCUGGCCAACAGGAUCCAGCCUUAGUUGAUCAUUCGGUAUAUCAAAAAUUGAUUGGAAAAUUGCUUUAUUUGUGUCUCACCAGGCCUGAUCUCAGUUUUGCAGUAAACCUCCUCAGCCAAUUUAUGCACAAACCUAAACAAUCACAUCUACAUGCUGCCCUCAAGAUAGUCAGAUAUGUGAAAGGGUCUCCAGGUUUGGGUUUAUUUUUCCCAGCACAUGGCUCCUUGCAUCUUCAAGCAUUUUGUGACUCUGAUUGGGCUUCUUGCCUUAUGACUCGUAAAUCAGUGACUAGUUUCUGCAUUUUCUUGGGAAAUUCUUUGUUGUCCUGGAAAUCUAAAUGUCAAGUUACGGUUUCUAGAUCAUCCUCUGAAGCUGAAUAUCGUGCCAUGGCAUCCACAGUUUGUGAAAUUAUUUGGCUUACUCAGCUUCUGCAUGACCUUGGUUUCUCACUACAGUUGCCCAUUUCCCUUGGCUGUGACAAUCAAUCAGGCAUUCACAUUGCUUCCAAUCCUAUGUUCCAUGAACGGACGAAGCACGUCGAUAUUGAUUGCCACAUCGUUCAUACAAAGUUUAAAGAGGGUUUGGUGCAUCCUGUCCAUGUUCCAACACAAGAGCAGCCUACUGAUUUGUUUACUAAGGCUGUUCCUCCUUCUCUUCAUCGCCAUUUAUUGUCCAAGUUGGGGGUGCUUGAUAUUCAUCACCCACCACCUUGA
Molecule: messenger RNA, 1284 nt
Organism: Pistacia vera
Lineage: Eukaryota; Viridiplantae; Streptophyta; Magnoliopsida; Sapindales; Anacardiaceae
Exons: 2
Coding region: 1-1284 (427 amino acids)
Source: RefSeq, a predicted model, not a curated record